Messenger RNA from Drosophila melanogaster (fruit fly), 855 nucleotides. RefSeq lists its product as uncharacterized. The transcript has a single exon. NCBI's taxonomy places the organism in Eukaryota, Metazoa, Arthropoda, Insecta, Diptera, Drosophilidae. The record is from RefSeq and is marked reviewed. The coding region runs from base 17 to 379 and encodes 120 amino acids.
GAUUAGACACAACAAAAUGCGCUUCCUAUUCGCUCUACUUCUCAGCGUGCUCCUGUGUCUGCUCCUGGCUCAGGAGGGCAGUAGCAGCACAUCUACAUCCUCGACGGCGACCACAUCCACCGACUCCUCUGCCACCACUACCACGGCUUCAUCCGCCACCACCACUACCACCACUGCCUCCUCCGCAUCCACCACGACCACUGCCUCCUCUUCCUCCUCCUCGGCGGAGGCCAGGAGGCGCAGACGUGCUCGCCGUCGUCGCCUGGCUCGUGAGCGCCGUCGUCGCCAGGAGCGGAGACAGCGCCAGGAAAAGAGGAGGCGCAGGAUGGAGCAGCUGCUGGUGAGGCAGCGUCGCCUGAUCAAUCAGCUUCAGGGAUAAGUGGGGGCUUGGUCCCUUAAGAUAGAAUCUUCGGCCGUUCAAUAGAAAUAUAAGCGCUGCACCAACUAAUCAGAUUAUUAGAUUGAUCUCUUUCUUUGGAGGUAUUUUUGAGAAGGCAUGCCUGCAGCGUUGAGCAAGGUUUCGUUGUGGGCAUUAGAGCAUUUAAGACGUUUCCACAGGCAUUCCCACGCACAUCUACAUAUUCUAUCCGACAAGCGGCGAAUCCGCGCAAUUCCAAGGCGGCAGACAAUUGGCCCUAUCCCUGGAGUUUAUUAUACCAGAGCUUGAGCGCUCGAAAAUGCUUUUCUUGCAGCCAAGCUCAGCAGUCAGCCCGCCUGGAAUCAAAUCAAAUAAAAUAUUCAUUUUGGUCUUUGAACUGUGCAUAAAUGUGCUGCUGUUCACGAAGUGAUGGAGCCACCCAAGCCCUGGAUACUUAAAUCUAUUGGAUGUGAAUAAAAAUUACGCUGAAUGUGUGC